Messenger RNA from Dovyalis caffra, 777 nucleotides. Lineage: Eukaryota; Viridiplantae; Streptophyta; Magnoliopsida; Malpighiales; Salicaceae. The record is from the annotation of a GenBank genome assembly.
AUGGCGACACCACCUGUACUGCCGCAGCCCCUACCCAGCUUCGAAUCAAAUCCUCCUCCAAUGGGGCCCCCGCCGCCGCAGCAACCACCGGGAACAGACAUGACUGGGAUGUGCUUCAGGGACCAGCUUUGGCUAAACACAUACCCUCUCGAUCGAAACUUAGUCUUUGAUUACUUCGCUUUAUCCCCUUUCUACGAUUGGACUUGCAAUAACGAGCAGCUUCGAUCGCAAUCCAUUCACCCUCUCGAUCUCUCCCACUUAUCGAAGAUGACGGGCACAGAGUACAUGUUGAGUGAAGUGAUGGAGCCGCAUUUGUUUGUUUUUCGAAAACAGAAGAGGGAUAGUGCUGAGAAAGUCACGCCGAUGUUGACUUAUUAUGUCUUGGACGGGUCUAUAUACCAAGCACCACAGCUUUGCAGUGUGUUUGCAGCUCGAGUUGGACGAGCUUUGUAUUAUAUAUCAAAGGCUUUCGGUACUGCCGCGUCAAAGCUGGAGAAGAUUGGCUACGUUGAUUCUGAAAGGGAGGGUGCAGCUGAAUCUAAGACUGGUAAAGAAGUAAUUGACUUUAAGGAAGUUAAGCGAAUAGACCAUAUUCUUGCCGCCUUACAGCGCAAGUUACCACCAGCCCCUCCACCACCACCAUUUCCUGAAGGCUAUGUACCCCAACCAACUGCAGAAAAAGAGAAAGGCUCGGAAACUCCACAGGGAGAAGAGACACAGCCCCCUCCUGUUGAUCCAAUCAUUGAUCAAGGUCCUGCCAAACGAAUGAAAUUCUGA